Molecule: messenger RNA, 744 nt
Organism: Microdochium trichocladiopsis
Lineage: Eukaryota; Fungi; Ascomycota; Sordariomycetes; Xylariales; Microdochiaceae
Product: HAD-like domain-containing protein
Exons: 2
Source: RefSeq, a predicted model, not a curated record
CGCCGCCGUAAGGUCAUUGCCUUCGAUCUCUAUGGCACCCUCCUCUCUACCGACUCCAUCGCACACGAGCUCGCCAAGCACUAUGGCGAGGAGGCCGCCCCGGGCAUUGCAACACUAUGGCGCCGAUUCCAGCUCGAAUACACCUGGCGCAUCACCAGAAUGGGCGAGUUCAAAAACUUCCAAGAGAUCACCCGUAGCGCCCUCGGUCACGCUCUCAUGGAGCACAGCGGCAUCAAACUGACGGCCAAAGCUGCCUCUGAACUGAUGCGUGCCUACGACUCGCUACACGUCUCAUCGAGAUCAUCAGCCUCGUCAUCCUCUUCAUCAUCACUGCCCGAAAUUGACGCAUACAUUUUCACAAACGGCACGUCCGAGAUGGCGAUGCGGUCCAUGGUCACCUCCCCCGAGCUGUGGCUCCAUACCAAGGCGUCGAAGCGCGGUCUGUUCAGUGAUCCGGGCAGUAUCGUGUCUGCCGACUCGGUACAAUGCUACAAGCCAGACCCGCGGGUGUACCAGCACCUGCUGGAUGUCGCUGGCGUGCGCACAGAGCAGGACAAGCGCAAUGUCUGGGUCAUCAGCGCAAACCCGUUUGACGUGGUUGGUGCCAAGGCAGCGGGGCUUCGGGCGGCGUGGAUCCACCGUGCCGGGAAAGGCUGGGUUGAUCGUCUCGACGAGAUGAGGGUCCCUUCAGUCACAGCGACGGGGGUGGAUGAGGCUAUCAAGGCAAUCUUAUCGUGGAAUUGA